CUUGUUUGACUUGUGCAGUGCCCAAGUGCGUUGUACCCGGAAACUUGCUUUUUUUCCCUGACUCUGCUGAACUUUGAAGCUCAGAAAGUGAUAACAUCACCAUUUGAUGAUUGUUUUCCCGCCUUAUCCAAUAAGCAACCUUGGCACCUCUGAGACGUCAGACUGUAAUCUAAGCUCCCUGUGGGGAAGUGAGUGGGUUGGUCAAAUACACGACCUCUUUUCAGAGAAUACCUCCUGUGAGCUUGGCCGUCCCGGACAGUGCUUCGGACGUCUAAUCCACGGCUAAAAACCCAGGAUCUUCUCCAGAUUUGCAUCUAGAAAGUAAAGCUCUUAUUUCUGAAGAUGAACAGACACGUCGGGUUGAGUAAAGAUCUUCCAGACAUCGAGAGCAUCCUGGCUCUGAAUCCCAGAGUGAAGAGCCAUGCUCAGAUCGUUUCCACUGCCAGCAAAAAGAAAGAGAAGAAACACUGGAAGAGAAACCCUGAGAAGAGCUGCGAUUCUUGUAUUAAGUUAGAGAACAACUUUGAUGACAUCAAGCACACGACGCUGAGCGAGAGAGGAGCUCUCCGGGAAGCACUGCGGUGCCUAAAAUGUGCUGAUGCUCCUUGUCAGAAGAGCUGCCCAACAAACAUUGACAUCAAGUCAUUUAUCACAAGCAUUGCAAACAAGAACUACUAUGGGGCGGCGCGGGCCAUCCUCUCUGACAACCCUCUGGGGCUGACCUGCGGGAUGGUCUGUCCCACAUCAGAGCUGUGUGUCGGGGGCUGCAACCUGUACGCCUCUGAAGAAGGACCCAUUAACAUCGGAGGAUUGCAGCAGUUUGCUACCGAGGUGUUCAGCAAAAUGGGCAUCCCUCAAAUCAGGAACCCAGAGCUCCCACCAGCCAAUGAGAUGCCAGAGUCCUACCACGCUCCCAUUGCUCUGAUUGGCUGCGGCCCAGCAUCAAUCAGUUGUGCUUCUUUCCUGGCCCGCCUGGGCUAUGAUAAUAUCACGAUAUUUGAAAAGCAGAAGUACAUCGGAGGACUGAGCACAUCAGAGAUCCCUCAGUUCAGGCUCCCGUAUGAAGUUGUCCAGUUCGAAGUUGAUUUGAUGAAGGACCUAGGAGUGAAGGUGGUUUGUGAGAAAGGUUUAGGUGUUGAUGGAAUGAGCCUUUCAUCCCUGAAUGAGGAGGGCUUUAAGGCUGUCUUCAUUGGGAUUGGUCUCCCUCAGGCUAACAGGGCUAAGAUCUUCCAGGGCUUAACUAUGGACCAAGGCUUUUUCACUUCCAAAGACUUUCUGCCUAUGGUGGCUUCUGCCAGCAAGAAAGGCAUGUGUCAGUGUCGCUCUGCCCUCCCGGAGUUAAAGGGAGUGGUGAUUGUUUUGGGGGCCGGCGACACUGCCUUCGACUGCGCCACCUCGGCUCUCCGCUGCGGAGCCAGGAGAGUCUUCGUCUGCUUCAGGAAAGGAUUCACCAACAUCAGAGCCGUCCCCGAGGAGAUGGAGCUGGCUAAAGAGGAAAAGUGUGAGUUCCUGCCCUUCCUGUCUCCGCGAGAGGUCGUCGUGAAGAAUGGGAAGAUCGCCGGCCUGCAGUUCUGUCGCACCGAGCAGACCGAGAGCGGUGAUUGGCUGGAGGAUGAGGAUCAAAUUAUCAGGCUGAAGGCUGAUUACAUUAUUAGUGCCUUUGGAUCCAUGCUGAGUGACCCACAAGUGACUAAAGCCAUGGCUCCUUUGAAGCUGAGCCGGUGGGGCACUCCGGAGGUGAACACGGAAACCAUGCAGACCAGCGAGCCCUGGGUGUUUGCAGGGGGAGACGUUGCUGGUUUGGCAAACACCACAGUGGAGUCGGUGAAUGAUGGCAAACAGGCUUCGUGGCACAUGCACAGAUACAUGCAGUCUCUGUAUGGACAUUCAGUGGAUGCCGUCCCAAAGCUACCAUUGUUCUACAGUGCGAUAGAUCAGGUGGACAUCAGUGUGGAGGUCUGCGGCCUGAAGUUUCCCAACCCGUUCGGCCUGGCCUCUGCUCCUCCCACCACCACCACAGCCAUGAUCAGACGAGCUUUUGAGCAGGGAUGGGGCUUUGCUCUGACCAAAACCUUUGGACUGGAUAAGGACCUGGUGACCAACGUGUCCCCGCGUAUUGUGCGGGGUACCACCUCAGGUCCUGUGUAUGGACCUGGUAUGGGCUCCUUCCUCAACAUUGAACUCAUCAGUGAGAAAACAGCAGCGUAUUGGUGUCGGUCCGUCACUGAGCUGAAGAAGGACUUCCCUAACAAUAUUGUGAUCUCUAGCAUAAUGUGCAGCUACAACAAGGAGGACUGGACAGUUAUUGCCAAGAUGGCUGAGGAGUCAGGAGCAGAUGCAUUGGAGCUCAACCUGUCGUGUCCUCAUGGGAUGGGAGAAAGGGGCAUGGGACUGGCCUGUGGACAGGAUCCAGUGUUGGUGCGAAACAUUUGUCGGUGGGUGCGUGCUGCAGUUUCCAUUCCUUUCUUUGCCAAACUUACACCGAAUGUCACCAAUAUCGUUGACAUUGCCAAAGCUGCACAUGAAGGUGGGGCGGAUGGAGUGACGGCCACCAACACUGUCUCCGGUCUGAUGGGUCUGAAGGCGGAUGGCUCUCCCUGGCCAAGUGUUGGUGCAAGCAAACGUACCACAUAUGGAGGAGUGUCUGGUAACGCCAUCAGACCCAUCGCUCUGAAAGCCGUGUCGGCCAUCGCCAAGGCAAUCCCUGGUUUUCCCAUCCUGGCCACCGGGGGUAUCGACUCAGCAGAGAGCGGACUCCAGUUUCUCCAUGCUGGAGCCUCAGUCUUACAAGUGUGUAGCGCAAUUCAGAACCAGGAUUUCACACUGAUCGAGGAUUACUGUCUUGGUCUGAAAGCCUUGUUGUACCUGAAGAGCCUGGAGCUAAAGGACUGGGAGGGUCAGUCCCCUCCAACUGAAAAACAUCAGAAAGGAAAACCCGUUUUCAAACUGGGAGACCUGGUCGGAAAGAGCCUGCCUAGCUUUGGUCCCUACUUGCAACAGAGGACCGAAGCCAUUGCAAAGUACAAAAAACAAAUCAGAGAAACUGGUGAACCACAUGUGCCAGAAACCACCCGCGUCAACCAGCCCAAAAAACCAGUCCCUGCUGUUAAGGACGUGAUAGCCAGAGCGCUGCAGUACAUCGGAGCAUACGGAGAACUCAACAACAUGGAGCAGGUCCAGGCUCUGAUAGAUGAAGAUAUGUGCAUCAACUGUGGUAAAUGUUACAUGACUUGCAAUGACUCGGGAUACCAGGCGAUACAGUUUGACCCGGAGACCCACCUUCCUGUUGUGAUGGACAGCUGCACAGGCUGCACUCUUUGCCUCAGUGUCUGUCCCAUCAUCGACUGCAUCCAGAUGGUCACCAGGACCACACCUCAUGCACCUAACAGGGGUGUGCCAGUUAGUCCUGUCUGCUAAAGGGAUUAUAAACCAUGACAAACCUUUUAAGUGUUGAGAUCAGGUAUUUCUAAGUUUUAGUUUUAACAAACUGCUCUACAAAACGGUGUCAAAGUAAAUCAGAACCCGUCCAAAUUGAUUUUUUUUUUUUUUAAAUGGGUACUUUUUACAGAAAGUCAGCGUAUCAGGCUUGCAAGUAUCCUCCUGCCUCUUCUAAACAUAAAGAAAGGCAUAAAUGUCAUACCAUAUCUUAGUUUCAUUCUAAAUAGGAGCCUAGUACAUUUCUCCAAAAGAAAUUGAGGUAUUUGUCCCUGUUCCAAAGCUGGAAUCUGGAUUUUUAUGUUGAUUUUGGAAAAAGUUCUUCUUCAUUUCUAAGUGUCCUUUCAGCCCAGGUCAGCACAUGACUUGUUUCUUUGUAAAUAAUCUGUUUUACCAGUAUUAGCCAAUGUCGCCACAAUGUCUCUUAUGUUGUGGAGCACAUGUUUAAUCAAAAGACGUUCAAAUGGCUCCUUCAGCCAUGUUGAAAUUUGUACCCAAGUAUAGAGCAGAGAAGUUCAAAAUCCCCUCAGCUGAUUUCUAUUUAACUUCUAGUGACGUAGCGAGAGAAAAGCGUUAUGUUAACAGUGUGUUUGAGGUGCUACCUUUAAGAACGCAUCCACGGGUGUGUCUUCAAGUAAUUCAAAUGUCUUAAGUCAACCUAUCAGGAGAUUCCCCAAGUCUGCUGCUUUCUGAGAUCUACAGUAACGUUCAAUAAAUUAGAACAUUAUUGAAAAGUUCAUUUAUUUCAGUAACUCAAGUCACUAAUUGAAACAUAUUGAAUAAUUACACUGACUGAUGUUUUUAGGCUGUUAUUUCUGGUAUUCAUUAUGAUUUUCUCUAUUUCAUCUGAUUAACGUGAAUAUUUCAUUUUUAUCUGAACAUGCCAUAUUAUCAAUAAUUGUGCAAUACUUACUCUUGUUUUAUUUUUGUUUUUAUUUUCGCCUUUCUGAUAAGUUUGUUCUCUGCUGCUUUAGAACUAACAUUAGAUUGGCUUGCUUUUUCAUUACUGAUUCCAGUGUGUAAUGCUAUUUGCUUUUGCCACUGUCACACCCAAAUGUCCACGUUGUGGGACAAUAAAGGAAUUUCUUAUCAUGUCUUACUUUGCAUUUGCAGCUGAUAGAAACAUGACAUUUAGAACAGCAAUAUUGAUCUGGACCAAUAAAUAAAAUGAAUGCA
This is a messenger RNA of Fundulus heteroclitus (mummichog), 4611 nucleotides long. It is a transcript of the gene dpydb, whose product is annotated as dihydropyrimidine dehydrogenase b. The transcript is spliced from 25 exons. Gene Ontology annotation, biological process: uracil catabolic process; thymine catabolic process. The coding region runs from base 343 to 3417 and encodes 1024 amino acids. Gene Ontology annotation, molecular function: iron-sulfur cluster binding; uracil binding; dihydropyrimidine dehydrogenase (NADP+) activity. Gene Ontology annotation, cellular component: cytoplasm; cytosol. The record is from RefSeq and is a predicted model, not a curated record. Lineage: Eukaryota; Metazoa; Chordata; Actinopteri; Cyprinodontiformes; Fundulidae.